Molecule: messenger RNA, 1527 nt
Organism: Pungitius pungitius (ninespine stickleback)
Lineage: Eukaryota; Metazoa; Chordata; Actinopteri; Perciformes; Gasterosteidae
Gene: pak1ip1
Product: PAK1 interacting protein 1
Exons: 10
Coding region: 269-1342 (357 amino acids)
Molecular function (GO): protein binding
Source: RefSeq, a predicted model, not a curated record
AGGCGGAAGUCGUCUUCUACGCAUGUGAACGGCCUCCACGUUGUUUUGGACUUGUAGUGGGUUAGAAUAGCAGCAGAUAUUCAUAUUUAAAUAGCUUCCCCACGUGGCUUACGUUGUUUAUUGUGUCGAUGAGUCUCGCAUAAGUCCCUGCUUCUACUCCGAGAAGCCUUUAUUCGCUGUUGUCCAAAUCGGGUGACCGAAAAAAACAGAAGUUUAAAGGGAGCUAGCUAGCCUGCUAGCUUAGCACCGUGUAGCUACAAGUUGCAGCAUGGCAUCUGAGCUGGAGCUGAUAGCGGGCAGCUACGAGCAGAUAGCGUUUGGUUACCACAUAAACACUGAGGAGGACGAGUGGACAUCCAAGGCGGACUUCACGCAUCACGCCCACACGGCAUCCAUAUCAGCUGUGGCGACCAGCGAGAGGUUUGUGGCCACAGGAAGCAAAGAUGAGACCAUCCAGCUGUACGACAUGAAGAAGAGGAUUGAACACGGAGCUCUGCUGCAGCAUGACGGUACCAUCUCUUGCCUGGAGUUUUAUGGGACGUCUCAUUUACUGAGCGGAGGCGAGGACGGACUCAUCUGCGUGUGGCGCACUAAGAAGUGGGAGUGUGUGAAAUCAUUCAAAGCUCACCAAGGUCAUGUUACGUCGCUGUCCGUCCAUCCGUCCGGGAAGAUUGCACUUUCAGUUGGGACGGAUAAGACUCUUAGAACAUGGAAUCUAAUUAACGGAAGAUCGGCCUUCAUCAAAAACAUAAAGCAGAAUGCACACAUUGUCAGAUGGUCUCCAGACGGGGAUAAAUAUGUGGCUGUGGUGAGCGACAAAGUGAACAUCUACGACCUGGAGACGGCCUCUGUGAUAGGAACCGUCACAAACCCCAAGAGGAUCUCGUCCAUCAAGUUCUUAAACAACUCCAUCCUGGCAGUCGCAGGAGACGAUGAAAAUGUGAGGUUAUGUGAUCUGGGAAAAGAGGAAUGGGUGUGUGAGUUUAAGGCUCAUGAAACCAGAGUGAAAGCUGUUGACAGUUUCGUGAUGGAGGAUUACUGCGCGCUGGUAACGGCUUCGAACGACGGCUUCAUCAAAAUGUGGAAACUCCAUUUAAAAGAGGAGCUGGAGUCUCCCACCCUCCUCGGGGAGGUGAACACCACGGCCAGACUGACCUGCCUGGCUGUGUGGAAACCUUCCUCAGUGCAGCAGACUGCUGAGGAACCUGUGGCAGAAGCAACAACAUCUAAAGAACUCAUUCAGGAGCUUUUGAAGACAAAAAGAGUCCGAAUUGCAGCCGAAGAAGUAAUUCUGGAAGAUGAAAGCAAGCCCAAAAAGAAGAAAAAGAGAAGCGGGAAAUAAAACUGAAGAACAAUUGCUAUGUUUUAUCAUUCAUGGACUGUUUUAUAUCCAGACUUACUUGGUAAAUGCAUGUCCUUUUUGUGGUUCCCACAGAGAGGUCAUACAGCACAUAUUUUGUGAAUAUAUUAUGUUGCCAACAUUUAAAAAUACGAGAUGUGCAACAAUAAAAGGUUUCUAUAAUCCAA